This is a messenger RNA of Entamoeba invadens IP1, 867 nucleotides long. RefSeq lists its product as hypothetical. The transcript has a single exon. Gene Ontology annotation, cellular component: cortical cytoskeleton. Gene Ontology annotation, molecular function: actin filament binding. NCBI's taxonomy places the organism in Eukaryota, Evosea, Mastigamoebida, Endamoebidae. The coding region runs from base 1 to 867 and encodes 288 amino acids. Gene Ontology annotation, biological process: actin crosslink formation; parallel actin filament bundle assembly. The record is from RefSeq and is a predicted model, not a curated record.
AUGUCGUUGACUGACGCGGAGAAGACAAAACUUCAACAAAUUUCAAGCAAGAAAUACAAAGAGCAGGCGAUCUGGUUUUUGAAUGCCUACUGGGCUGAGAAUGGUGAAGCUGUAGCUGAGAAGGUUUGGGACGUCUGCAACAAAUUUGCCGAAUUUGAUCAAGAGAAUAAGGCGGAAGGAUGUUCUCUUGAUGAGAUGAACAUUCAUCGAAUUCUUGAAUUCUACCAGAGCCAACAAACCAUUCAACAGUUCAGAGAGUCAUUAAGAAGCCAACAAUUUGAGGUGAAGAAGUUAUAUGCCCUUGGCGUCUAUUUGUCUUGGAAUUACAAAUUGACUUUGAAGAAGUUUGUGAAUGCGCCACAAGGAGCUCAAAGUGCUGAGAUGGCCAAGGCACAAGAGAUGGUCGACCAAGUCGGGAAAUUAUUAGAAGAAGCCAAUGCGAAAGCCACUGAAGCUACUAAGAAAGACAAAGAACUCGAGACUGCUUUGAAUGCGUUGAAGAAGGAAGAGACUGACUUUAAUAAUAAGACGGAGGAACUGAAACAACGAAUUGAGAAGGAAACAGGCGUCGUCAAGAAAAAUAGAGCACAGGCCGAACUCGCACAACAUUUGGAGUCGGACCCACUCCCAUUAAGAAAAGCGAAAAUCACAUGUGAAGCUGCAAAGAAGAAGUCGGAGAAGGCUCGAAAGGAAGCUGAAGACGCUGCUGAAGAAAUGAGAAAAAAGAUGGAAGAGGCCGAAGCGUAUUUGAACGAACAAAAAGCAGCAGCUUCUGCUGGUAUGGGGUUGAUGUGGUGGAUGCAGAGAGAAUUAACAGAAAAGAAGAAGUAUAUGCCAACAAGAAAGGGAGGAGUAGCGAAGAAGUAA